Molecule: messenger RNA, 996 nt
Organism: Filobasidium floriforme
Lineage: Eukaryota; Fungi; Basidiomycota; Tremellomycetes; Filobasidiales; Filobasidiaceae
Exons: 5
Coding region: 1-996 (331 amino acids)
Source: RefSeq, a predicted model, not a curated record
AUGUCUGGAAACGCGGCUGCCUCUAGUUCUCGAACGGCCCCCCGUUCUUCCCCACGUGAACGACCUACAUGGAACGCCUUUGAGGGAACGCCAGGCUCAAGCGGGAAGAAGAGGAGUCGUGACGCCAUCGACUUUAACAGCGAGGUUGGCGAGACGGAAGGGGACUCCGACGAGGUCGACGACGUUUUUAUUGAAACCCCGUCUAAGAGGGGUAAGAAGCCCGCUCGGACAUUAAAGUCCGAGUCUAAAAAAUCUAAGGUGACAGACACACCUAAAAAUAUUAAAAAGUCCCUCCCGUUUCCCGAGCAAACGGAUCCCGUCGAGAAGCACCAGCAACACCUCGACGACUGGUGUAGGCUCUACUUCGACGAGGGCAAGGCCAACAGCAACAACCGGCACUAUUACCGCCCGGUGUUGGCCACAAAGAAGGAGAUUCGGGAAGAUAAGAAGGAUCCGAAUCUUCAUUGGUGGAAGUUCACCUGCCGCCACUGUGAUGUCUGGUACCGUUUGAAGCUUGCGACUGCUGCUUCAUCCGGUACGGGUGUGAACAUACACCCAAGUAAAUGUCUCCGGAACCCGGAGAACAAUAAAGACGGGCUCCACCAAGCCACCCUGACGUCGGCGGGGACUCUUGGUCCUGAGCUCAGAACGGCUGCGACUCGCCAUGCGAUAGCCGUUUGGAUCGCGAGGAACAACCACCCGUUCAGCAUCGUCGAGCAAGAUGGGUUUGAAGAGAUGUUCACUCGGUCGUUCCCGGCAAUGGAGAAGAUUCUCCCGAACCGUCGUCAAGUCGUUCAAGACAUCGAGACUGCGUUCUCGGUGAACACGAAAAGGCUGAAAACGGUCUUUCGAAUCUACAACGGUGUGAUCCACAUCGCCACCGACGGAUGGACCGACCGUCGGGGGAACAAGUUCAUCGGCCUCACCGCCCACUAUACACCGGUGACCGAUGCGAAGGUUCGACCACGGUCGCUGUUGAUCGACUUCAUCCCGUAA